This is a messenger RNA of Nerophis ophidion (straightnose pipefish), 2094 nucleotides long. RefSeq lists its product as uncharacterized. Bases 482 to 1951 code for a protein of 489 amino acids. The transcript has 10 exons. Lineage: Eukaryota; Metazoa; Chordata; Actinopteri; Syngnathiformes; Syngnathidae. The record is from RefSeq and is a predicted model, not a curated record.
GUCAGCACAGGAAAUUACGUCAUGUGUGCUACCUUCAAAGCUGGUCGCCGGUGUGUCGAAGCCUAUGAAGUUGUCAGCAGAAAAUAACGAUUAUUGGCACAAAGUAUUGUAAAAAUGUCUUUAAAUACCAUGUGUCUCAACGCGGUCAGUGAACAUUUUCAUGUUUUGGGGACAACAGCGAUACUUGGUCUUCCCAAGAAACUUCUAAAGGAUCUUCUUCCCUAUUUGGAUGUGAUCCAGCUGGAUGAGCUUCAAGCGGGCCUCAACCUCAAAGUCUGUGGCCCUCAGUGGAUAAAGUUUGGACACCCCCGGGAUAAGCGGUAGAAAAUGGACAACCUCACACUAUUGCAUCAGCACACUCUCUUCAUGUUUCCUCCCAGGAAUAUCCACGCUGUCUUCAUGGGUGGAACUCUCCCGGCGAUUGCAAGGCAGAGGCAAAAAGUCCCAGGAUCACACGGAGCAAGGCGUGAAACAAGCGGUCAUGGAGCAGAUAUUUGCCGCGGUCAUCAACGACUGCCACCUUUCUGCCACUGUUUGGAAGCAUUUAAACACCUCAACCUUGUUGCUGGCGGCAGCUAAAAGCGUCAACUCCCUGACACUGUCCUCCGAGCACAGCUUUAAGGUCAACUUGAUAGCGAAAGAGACGGCCGUUCUCAGCGUUCUAGAGAAGACGGUGACUAAACUCACAUUGUGGUUGGGGAAGACUGUGCCCAGGGAGAAGGAGGAAGUACUGAUGGGCAUCAUCCAUCGCCUGGUGCAGCACGGCGUCACCAAACAUGUCAUUCUACGCACCUGUGAAGACAGACUCUUAUCUAAAGUGCUCUUGGCUGGAGGAUGUCUGAGCAGGGAACACACAGAAGAAGAAGACGAUGAUGAAGAAGGCCCCCCGGCAAAGAAGAACAAAUCCGAUUUUGCUGAAAAAAUGCAAACAUGCGCCGAGUGUCCAAAAAGAGUCCUUGAACAUCUGAAGUUGGCGGACUGUUCACCAAGUCUGACGGACACACUUCCAUCCUGCUCCAACCUGUCGUCCGUGACGCUGCACAGCGAAUCGCCCAUCAGUGUGGAGUUCUUGGAUCGCAUGGUGGUGGCGCUGGAGAAGUUGUCCCGACGCUCCCACGCUUCCCUCAAACGUCUGGCCAUCUUCUCGGUGAUCUGCCCGUCACUGCUGGACGUCCUCCAGCACGCCUGCCCCUGCCGGACCCAGCUCAAAAUGGACUUCGAGGCCUUCGCCGGGCAAAACCCGUGCCUCACCAGAGACUUGACUGACCUUUGGCUGAAGUGCCUGUCAAUCACGCUGGACGGGCAGCAGACCUCGCCCACUUUUCUCCUGCCCGUGCUGAGACGCUGCCCCCGCCUACUCAGGCUUCACGUGCAAGCCAUGCACCUGCGGAGCGGAUUCUCUCACAGGAACCUCCUCGCCACGCUGUCAGAGUGUAAUGUCCGCCUGACAUGUCUCCAUCUUGACGACCUCAACAUGUCUGACUGUCUGCACCAGAUCAUAGACGUGGUGGAGGCGUGCAAGCUGGAAGAGCUCUGCCUCCACGACUGCCGCCUCCUGGAGCAGCAGAGCAAUAAGCAGGAGUCUUUGCGGCUCCUGGUCCACACCCUGAAGGUGGCACCAUCCCUGCGCAAGCUCACCUUGUCUCAGAACCGCCUCGCCUGCGACGUGCACGUGCUGGCGGAACUCUUCUCUGGACCCACGCCGAGCUCGGUGGAGCACCUGGAUGUUCGACUCAACUUCAUCAAGCCCAAUGACCUCAUGCGCUUGGCUGAGGCCAUGACAGCAUCUCCCCCUCCACGCGGUCUCACCCUGGACCUCAGGGGUAACCCGAGUGACCAUGAUCUAGACAAAUGGAACGCUGCCCUGGACAAGCUCCGCCCACUCUGCCACCCAGUGACCAACAAGUGGGAGUUCAUCCACCCCAUGGCCGACUACAUCAGCAACAUGUAAAGCAGGACUCUCAAUAAAUAAGAACUUUGUCCUCGCACAGACACGGCAACACAUCUUCCUCAAUGCCUCUGGACCAGGGGUGACCAUUACGAGCAUUAAAGAAAUCCAUCUUGUUUUAAAGACACAAUCACCACACCUUUUUA